Molecule: messenger RNA, 1724 nt
Organism: Pyrgilauda ruficollis (rufous-necked snowfinch)
Lineage: Eukaryota; Metazoa; Chordata; Aves; Passeriformes; Passeridae
Gene: SMYD2
Product: SET and MYND domain containing 2
Exons: 12
Coding region: 109-1419 (436 amino acids)
Cellular component (GO): nucleus
Molecular function (GO): histone methyltransferase activity; protein-lysine N-methyltransferase activity; protein binding
Source: RefSeq, a predicted model, not a curated record
CCGCCCGGAGGAGGCGCUUCCCUGGCGGGCGUGCAGUGGCGGCGGCCCCGGGCUCCCGAGAGCAGCGCUGCGAACCCGCCCGGCUCCCCUGCCCUCCCCGCGGCCGGGAUGCGCUCGGAGGCGGCGCCGCAGCUGGGCGGCCUGGAGAGGUUCGCCAGCGCCGGCAAGGGCCGGGGGCUGCGGGCGCGGCGGCGCUUCGCCGUGGGCGAGCUGCUGCUCAGCUGCCCGGCCUAUGUGGCCGUGCUGACCGUCAGCGAGCGCGGCAGCCACUGCGACGGCUGCUUCGCCAGGAAAGAAGGAUUGUCCAAGUGUGGAAGAUGUAAACAGGCCUUUUAUUGCAAUGUGGAAUGUCAGAAGGAAGACUGGCCAAUGCACAAGCUGGAAUGUGCCUCCAUGUGCACUUUUGGGCAGAACUGGCAUCCCUCAGAGACUGUGAGGCUAACAGCAAGGAUCCUUGCCAAACAGAAAACUCACCCUGAAAGAACACAGUCAGAGAAGCUGCUUGCUGUAAAAGAGUUUGAAUCACACCUUGACAAACUAGACAAUGAAAAGAGAGAGCUGAUUCAGAACGACAUUGCUGCUCUUCAUCGCUUUUACUCAAAGCACUUGGACUACCCUGACAAUGCUGCCCUUGUAGUUCUCUUUGCACAAGUUAACUGUAAUGGCUUCACAAUUGAAGAUGAAGAACUCUCUCAUUUGGGAUCAGCCAUAUUUCCUGAUGUUGCAUUGAUGAACCAUAGCUGUUGCCCAAAUGUGAUUGUGACUUACAAGGGAACCUUGGCUGAAGUCAGAGCUGUUAGAGAGAUUGAGCCUGGAGAGGAGAUUUUUAGCAGCUAUAUUGACCUGCUGUAUCCCACAGAAGACAGAAAUGACCGGUUAAGAGACUCCUAUUUCUUUAGUUGUGAUUGCAGGGAGUGCACUACAAAAGAAAAGGAUAAAGAGAAACUGGAAAUCUGCAAGCUGAAUGAUCCUCCGUCAGCAGAGACAGUAAAGGACAUGAUCAAAUAUGCCAGGAACGUGAUUGAGGAAUUCAGGCGAGCCAAACACUACAAAUCCCCUAGUGAAUUACUGGAGAUCUGUGAACUCAGCCUGGACAAGAUGGGUGCAGUGUUUGAGGACAGUAAUGUUUAUAUGUUACAUAUGAUGUACCAGGCCAUGGGUGUCUGUCUCUAUGUGCAGGACUGGGAAGGUGCACUGUGUUAUGGGCAAAAAAUCAUCAGACCCUACAGUAAACAUUAUCCCUCCUACUCGCUGAAUGUUGCCUCUAUGUGGCUGAAAUUAGGGAGACUGUACAUGGCGCUGAAGAACAGGACGGCUGGAGUUAAAGCCCUGAAGAGGGCAAUUGCUAUCAUGGAAGUAGCACAUGGGAAAGAUCAUCCAUACAUUUCAGAGAUCAAAAAGGAAUUAGAGGACCACUGAGCCUUUGAAUCUAUGCAAUUCUUCAAACCUUUAUUUAAAAAGCCUUGUUAUGGAAACCUUCAAGAGCGCUUUGAAAAGCGGUAGAGUAUGAACACAGUUCUGUCCUAUAAUUGGAAUGACAAACACACGUAGGCCUAGCUUCCACACAUCUACAAUUGCCUUUUCUUUUUAAGGAAGCAUCCAUGGUUUCUUAAAGGUUAUGCCUUUUGAUGGCUCAUGUGCAGAAAUGGCCAUCUUUUUCUUUAGGGGUGUUGGUGUGGAUCUUAUUUGUGUAAAGUAAAUAAAGUGGUCUUGGCCCCUCUUGA